This is a messenger RNA of Globicephala melas (long-finned pilot whale), 1058 nucleotides long. RefSeq names its product EMG1 N1-specific pseudouridine methyltransferase (gene EMG1). Gene Ontology annotation, biological process: rRNA base methylation. NCBI's taxonomy places the organism in Eukaryota, Metazoa, Chordata, Mammalia, Artiodactyla, Delphinidae. The record is from RefSeq and is a predicted model, not a curated record. Gene Ontology annotation, molecular function: rRNA (pseudouridine) methyltransferase activity; rRNA binding. Gene Ontology annotation, cellular component: nucleolus; small-subunit processome.
CCCUGCCCUCCCAGAGCGGCUUCGGGAGCAUCUGCAGCCAGCCGUCGCCAUUUCCGAGCGCCCACUUUCAAAAUGGCAGACGGAAGGAAGCUUGCAUUUGGGGCGAGAGCGAGGCCCUAGUUUAAGGACGUUACACAAAUUCCGGUCCGGUUGCAAGAUGGCAGCGCCCGGUGGUGGAUUCCAACCUCGUGAGCGGCGCGCCGCGGAGCAGGAAGAGGACUGGGAUGCUGUGACGCCCAAGCGGCCCCGACUCGGGGUGGGAAGCAAGAUCGGAGGCCGUAGGCUCAUUGUGGUGCUGGAAGGGGCCAGUCUGGAGACAGUCAAGGUGGGGAAGACGUAUGAGCUGCUCAACUGUGACAAGCACAAGUCCAUGUUGUUGAAGAACGGACGGGACCCUGGGGAAGUGAGACCAGACAUAGCUCACCAGAGUUUACUGAUGCUGAUGGACAGUCCCCUGAACCGGGCUGGCUUGCUACAGGUUUAUAUCCACACGCAGAAGAAUGUGCUGAUUGAAGUGAACCCCCAGACUCGAAUUCCCAGAACCUUUGACCGCUUCUGUGGCCUCAUGGUUCAGCUUUUACACAAACUCAGCGUUCGAGCAGCUGAUGGCCCCCAGAAGCUCUUGAAGGUGAUUAAGAAUCCAGUGUCACAUCACUUCCCGGUUGGGUGCAUGAAAAUCGGCACUUCUUUUUCCGCCCCGGUCGUCGGCGAUGUGCGGGAGCUGGUGCCCAGCGGCGACCCUGUUGUCUUUGUGGUGGGGGCCUUUGCCCACGGCAGGCUGGAUGUGGAGUACACAGAGAAGAUGGUGUCCAUCAGCAACUACCCACUCUCUGCUGCCCUCACCUGUGCAAAGCUCACCACAGCCUUUGAAGAAGCGUGGGGCGUCAUCUGACAGAAGCACCCUAACCUGACACAGAGACUGUGGACAUUGCUUACCCGCCCUGGUGCCCAGCUGACUGCCGCAAGACCCCCUUCCUGCACCGAGACCGGGGUUUGCGUGGGUCCGGGCUGUACACCUGCUAUUUGUUUAUCUUAUAAACAUUGUUCUUGCAAACCUA